Messenger RNA from Musa acuminata subsp. malaccensis (wild Malaysian banana), 2401 nucleotides. Its product is annotated as pentatricopeptide repeat-containing protein At4g16390, chloroplastic. The record is from RefSeq and is a predicted model, not a curated record. Gene Ontology annotation, molecular function: mRNA binding; rRNA primary transcript binding; protein binding. Gene Ontology annotation, cellular component: chloroplast stroma. Gene Ontology annotation, biological process: positive regulation of translation. Lineage: Eukaryota; Viridiplantae; Streptophyta; Magnoliopsida; Zingiberales; Musaceae.
AUAUCUCUCGGCCACCCACUCACCGACCCACGCAAACCCCAGCAGAAGCCCUCGCUCACCGAGCCCAGAGAGGAAAGGAACGGUGCGCAGUGAUGGCAUUCCACAUCUCCCCUGCGGCUCCUAUUCCUUCCCAUGUCCACUCUUCCCCUUCUCCCCCCAAUUUCUUCCAGGUCUCCUCCCCUUGCAGCAGGAGGAGGAGCCUCUUCCCUUGCCAUCCCAUCUCCCUCCCCUUCCUAUCUCCUCCUCACCCCCACGUGUCACCCAAAGCCUCCGUCCAAGCCCCCACCACCCCUCAGACAUCUCCUCUACCGUCUCCUGAUUCGUCCUCCCUCGAUGACGGUGAUGCCCGCUCCCGUCUUCCUCCUCCGAACCCCAACCCGCCCUUCAAGAACUCUAUAUGGGUCAACCCAAACAGCCCCCGCGCAUCGCGCCUCCGCCAGCGGUCCUCCGACUCCCGCUACGCCCGCCUCGCCCGUCUCGCCGCCUCCCUCGACUCCUCCGACCCCACCGAGCCCGCCGUCUCCGGCGUCCUCGCCUCUCUGGGUGACGCCCCGCCCGAGCAGGACGCUGUCAUCAUCCUCAACUCCAUGGAGAACUCCCAAAACGCCGUCCUCGUGCUUCGGUGGUUCCGGAGCAGGAUCAAACUCGAAAAGGAGGUAAUUCUCUAUAAUGUCACCCUUAAGGUGCUGAGGAAGUGUAAGGACUGGAAUGGCCUAGAGGCCCUUUGGGAGGAGAUGAUGGAGAAGGGAAUCAAGCCGGAUAACGUGACGUUUUCGACCGCAAUUAGCUGUGCCAGGCUCUGUAAUUUGCCUGCAAAAGCAGUGGAGUGGUUCGAGAAGAUGCCUGAGUUUGGAUGCCACCCGGAUGACAUCACGUACUCGGCCAUGAUUGAUGCUUAUGGCCGGUCUGGCAAUGUGGAGAUGGCUCUUGGGUUGUACGAUCGUGCCCGUAAUGAAAAGUGGAGGCUUGAUCCUGUGACUUUUGCGACGGUGAUUAGGGUUUAUAGCGUGUCUGGUAAUUUUGAUGGGGCACUCAAUGUGUAUGAGGAAAUGAAGGCUCUUGGUGUGAAGCCUAAUGUGGUAAUUUACAACACAUUGUUGGAUUCCAUGGGGAGGGCCGGAAGGCCAUGGCAAGUUAAGACUAUUUAUCGGGAGAUGAGUAGUCGGGGGUUGGUGCCUACCAGAGCCACAUAUUCUGCACUUCUACGAGCAUAUAGCAAGGCUCGAUAUGCCGAAGAUGCACUCGGAGUGUACAAGCAGAUGAACGAAAGGGGAAUGGAGUUGAAUGUGAUCCUUUACAAUAUGCUUCUAUCGAUGUGUGCUGAUAUUGGUUCUGUUGACGAAGCCGUGGAAAUAUUUAGAAAAAUGAAGGAGCUGCCAGACGGAUGCCGACCUGAUAUCUGGAGUUACUCAUCUUUGAUCACGGCAUACUGUUGUAGUGGAAAGGUGUCUGAGGCGGAGGGUUUGUUGGAUGACAUGUUGGAAGCGGGAUUUCAGCCUAAUAUCUUUGUGCUUACAUCUCUUAUUCAGUGCUACGGGAAGGCUCAAAUGACUGAUAGUGUGGUUAAAUCGCUUGACAAGCUUUUGGAGCUGGGGAUAAGACCCGAUGAUCGGUUUUGUGGCUGUCUUUUGAAUGUGGCAACACAGACGCCAGCAGAAGAAUUGGGGAAGAUCAUUGGUUGUAUCGAAAGAGCUAACCAUCAGUUGGGUUCUCUAGUAAAGAUGCUGGUGGCUGAGGGAACUGACAAUGAGACAGUCAGGCGAGAAGCUGAAGAACUCUUUCAAUACAUAAGUAGUGAAGUGAAAAAAGCUUAUUGUAACUGUUUGAUAGAUCUCUGUGUAAACCAUGAUCAAUUGGAAAGAGCUUGUGUGCUUCUGGACCUGGCAAUCCGGCUUGAGAUAUAUAGAGAUCUUCAAUCGAGAUCUCCUACACAGUGGUCCUUACAUGUGAGGAGCCUGUCGCUUGGAGCAGCUUUGACCGCAUUACAUGUCUGGAUGAAUGAUCUAGCCAAUUGCUUACAGAACGGAGAGGAGUUGCCUCCAUUACUUGGUAUCCACACAGGGCAUGGGAAGCAUAAAUAUUCAGAGAAAGGGUUAGCAUCUGUUUUGGAGUCUCACUUGAGGGAAAUCAAUGCACCAUUUCAUGAAGCACCAGAUAAGGUUGGAUGGUUUCUGACCACAAAAGUUGCAGCUCAGUCAUGGUUGGCGUCAAGGAGCUCGUCUGAUGUAGUUGCUGCUUAGGCUGCACAUUUUGGUAAAAUGAGAACUGUCCUUAAGGAUUAUUAUUUAUUCUGCUCGAAUGGGAUGCCAUUUUUAUUUCUAACACAUGUAAAUAUUCUUGUGUUACAAAUACUAGCGGUAAUCUCUACAGAUAUUUAUGCUUGAUCCUGUCAUCUUAGUUC